This is a messenger RNA of Dovyalis caffra, 879 nucleotides long. NCBI's taxonomy places the organism in Eukaryota, Viridiplantae, Streptophyta, Magnoliopsida, Malpighiales, Salicaceae. The record is from the annotation of a GenBank genome assembly.
AUGGUUGCCGCGAUUAUACCAGUUUGGAAACAAAAUUUUGGUACAGAGAUUUCAAGGUUGGAGAGGGCUCUUUUCAAGUACAAAGUGGUGUCGAUUGACACCGAAUUUCCAGGGUUUAUUCGCAAUACACCGAGGGAUGGGUCGGAGACAGAGAGAUACAAAGACUUGAAAUUUAACGUUGAUGCUCUCAAAUUGAUACAAUUGGGUAUCACAUUGUCGGAUGAGAGGGGCACUAUUUUUGGGACAUGGGAAUUCAACUUUUGUUUCGAUCUUGGCGAGGAUUUGUAUGUUUUGGAGUCGGUUGAAUUCUUGAAAAAGAAUGGUUUGGAUUUUGACAAACAUGCAAGGGACGGCAUUCACAUGUCUGGGUUUGCCAAGAUUUUUACGGCUGUUCUUGCAAAACACAGGGACUUGUUCUGGGUUACUUUUCAUGGCCUGUAUGAUCUAGCUUAUACACUGGGGUUGAUCACGAUGGCUCCAUUGCCAAAUUCAGUUCUAGGUUUUACCACCCUUCUUGGCAGUGUAUUUGGCAGAGUUGUUGAUGUUAAGUACAUGGCUAGAUUCUGUAAAGGCCUCUGCGGUGGUGAAUUGGGUUUGUCUAAAUUGGCUAGCAUCUUGAGGAUUGAGAGAAAGGGUGGAGCACACCAAGCAGGAUCAGAUAGUUUAUUGACCGCCCUAGUGUUUGCCAAAAUCAAUAUGGUGUUUCCAAUUCACCAAUUACUCUACCUGGGUUCUUUAUAUGGAAUUCAACCUCGGAUUUCUCCUACAAUAACACCACCUCCUCUCCCAAGCUGCUGCAUCCCCCAAAUCAAUAAUGUUCCACCGUUUCUGUAUGGGAUGGCACGCAAUCAAGAUUUUAUGUAUUAUAUUCCCACUUGA